AUGACUGAGAUCAAAUCGCAAAAAGCUGUGUGCGUCUACUGCGGAUCUUCGUUCGGCAAGGACCCUAAGUUCUCGGACGAGGCCCGCAAGCUGGGCCAGCUGCUGCACUCCAUGCGCUGGAAGCUCGUGUACGGUGGCGGCACCACCGGGCUGAUGGGCGAGAUCGCGCGCGCAACCAUGGGCCCUGACGUGGACGGGUUCGUGCACGGGAUCAUCCCCAACGCGCUGGUGGCGCGCGAGCGCACUGAGGAGUCCGAGGCGCCCGAGGCGACCGGAAAGGCCUCGGUGUCGACGUUCAACGAGGAAAUCCGCAAGUCCGUCGAGAACCACAAGGGCUCCACGCCGCUCAGCCACGAGUACGGCUCGACGACUAUCGUCCCCGACAUGCACACGCGUAAGCGCAUGAUGGCGACCGAGAGCGACGCGUUCGUGGCCAUGCCGGGCGGCUACGGCACCCUGGAGGAGAUCAUGGAGUGCAUCACGUGGUCCCAGCUGGGCAUCCACCAGAAGCCCGUCGUGCUCUUCAACACCGACGGCUUUUUCGACAGCCUGCUCCGCUUCAUCCAGCACUCCAUCGAGAGCGGCUUCAUCAGCGAGAAGAACGGCCGCAUCAUCCAGGUCGCCACCACCGCCGAGGAGGUCAUCGACAAGAUCCAGCAGUACCAGGUGCCCGACGGCCGCUUCAACCUGAACUGGAGCGACGAGCACGAGGGCAACUGA
Messenger RNA from Lachancea thermotolerans CBS 6340, 720 nucleotides. It is a transcript of the gene LOG1, whose product is annotated as Log1p. The transcript has a single exon. Gene Ontology annotation, molecular function: hydrolase activity, hydrolyzing N-glycosyl compounds. Lineage: Eukaryota; Fungi; Ascomycota; Saccharomycetes; Saccharomycetales; Saccharomycetaceae. The record is from RefSeq and is a predicted model, not a curated record. Gene Ontology annotation, biological process: cytokinin biosynthetic process. The coding region runs from base 1 to 720 and encodes 239 amino acids. Gene Ontology annotation, cellular component: cytosol.